UCUCUCUAGAUCUUUUCAUCAUCCCCAGUGAUUUUUAUUGUGUUAAAAGAUUGAAGUUCUCAAUCUUCAGCUCGGUUGUUUCAAAAUAACUAAAGUUUGUUGAGUUUUUUUGUCAUUGGGAGGAGUUUCUGUAAUGUGGGUACCGCUGAGUUCUGGAGUUUGGUGAGACAAUGGAGAGAGAAGAUGAGGAGAAGAGUGGGAGGGCUCUGUUUCACUUGGGGCUUGGGGUGAGAGAUGGGAGAAAGCAUGAAGGUGUUGGUGGUUUGGAGGAGAAGGACCUUGGGCCUAAGACCAGAGAGACAGAGCUGAGGUUAGCCCUUCCUGGAGGAGAUUGGCCGGAAGGAAGGCAAACCCAUCUGCCUGAGAAUCCUUGUGAUAACCUGCACUCGAAGAGCAGAACCAACUCUGUUGGUGUAAAGAGGAUGUUUUCAGACACUGUAGAUGGUUUCUCAACUAAGGAAGGAAGCAUCCAUAACUUAGUCGCGUGGUCUUCUUCAACACAACCUUCAUUGACUGUGCUGCCCAGCAAACAGACCGCCCUUCUUCAUUUUGAACAGAAGACCGCUGUGCCAAGCAUGGCAAAGGAGCCACCUCCAGUUGCAAUGCAGCUAGAAUUGAAGAACACAAAUACGGCUGCGUCAGAACAGAGGGUUGUUGUUGGAUGGCCUCCCUUAAGAUCAUUCAGGAAGAAUUUUGCUAGCUCUUCCAGUAAACCAUCGGGGGAAAUUGAGAGUUAUGGGGCUUCUGUGAAGGAGAGUAAGGCAGAAAGCUGUAAGAAAGGGUUGUUUGUGAAGAUAAAUAUGGAUGGAGUUCCCAUUGGAAGGAAAAUUGACCUUGGUGCAUAUGACAGUUACAAGAAACUCUCCGUUGCUGUUGAUGAAUUGUUCCGCGCUCUUCUCGCUGCUCAAAGAGAUACCAUGAGUGCAGCUAAGGAUGGUAGUGGAGAAAAGAAGCCUAUCACAGGACUGCUAGAUGGUAGUGGAGACUACACGCUGGUUUAUGAAGAUGAUGAAGGGGACAGGAUGUUGGCCGGUGAUGUACCAUGGGGAAUGUUUGUGAAGUCGGUGAAGAGGCUGCGGGUAUUGAAGAGCUCCGACUUGUCCGGGCUGCUUGGUGGUUCCUCCAAGCGUCAGCUCAGAAGCAAAGGCUGAAAUGAAGCAGGUCGCUCGUGAUCACGUUCUCGUCUGACACGCAGACUCUUCCUUCACUUUCAUUUUGGGACAUCUCCUGGUUUGCUUUAUUCUGGAUGUAAAGAUGAAGCAACCUGACUGACUACUGCGUUUGUUUCCACUGUCUUAUUGCUUCUUGAGAGAAGAAAGAUGUACAUCAGAUGCUGAUUUUGGUUAAUAUUUCUGAUGCAAUUGCAAGUUGGUAUUCCUGCUUUUACCUUAA
Messenger RNA from Nymphaea colorata (pocket water lily), 1392 nucleotides. RefSeq names its product auxin-responsive protein IAA2-like. The record is from RefSeq and is a predicted model, not a curated record. Lineage: Eukaryota; Viridiplantae; Streptophyta; Magnoliopsida; Nymphaeales; Nymphaeaceae. Bases 171 to 1151 code for a protein of 326 amino acids. Gene Ontology annotation, biological process: regulation of DNA-templated transcription. Gene Ontology annotation, cellular component: nucleus. The transcript has 5 exons. Gene Ontology annotation, molecular function: protein binding.